GUAUAUCCUGUCGAGGAGGAGGAGGAGAGGCAGGGGGCGCGGGGCCGGCAGGCUGCUUGCUCUCCGGGUCCCUGCUCAAUAGGCACCGCUGGAGGUACAAAAAGUCGCCCUGCCUCCUCCGCGCCCGCGGACCGAGCUGGCAGCCGGCACCGGCCACUGAGCGGUGACAUCCCCUGCCCAGAGCAGCAUCCCCACCUCCUUCGUCUCCUUCCCUCCCUCCCCCCUCCUUCCAUCCCUCCCUCCCUCCUCUUUCCCCUCUUCCUCCUCCUCCCGCAGCCAGGAUCCGCACCCAGUCGGAGCUGGGCUUGGCACCGGCGCCCACUUCUCCCUCCGUGCGCCCAGCUGCUGGCCGCGCCGCGCCGCGCCGCGCCGCGGAGGAAGAGGAGGAGGAAGAGGAGGAGGAGGAGGAGCGGGGCAGCAACGGCGCUCCUGCCUCCGCGGGUGCGGGCGAGUGCGCGGGCGGGCGCGCAGCCCCGAUGCCAGGCGGGCUCCCGGCCGCCGCCUGGGAGCAUCCCGCCAGCACUUCUCCGCCGAGGCACCGCCGGCCCUUGGGAUUAAAAUACUGCGCUGGGCAGCCGAGGGACGGCAGACAGGUACCUGUUAUGCCAUUUCUUUGGUGAAGGCUACUCAGCAGUGGUGACCUCUCCCAAUCGACCACUCCACAAGUUAUUAUCUCUGGACUCCCAGCUGGCACCCUGCUGGAAGCUAGAGCUGCAGAGACGACUGGAAUUGUGCCUGCUCUCAUCAAAAGGAGAAAAAAAAGAUGAAGUUGGGCAAAGUGGAGUUCUGCCAUUUGUUGCAGAUAAUAGCUCUUUUCCUGUGUCUUUCUGGGAUGAAUCAAGCAGAGCCCUCAAGGUCCAGGUCAAAGCCCUACUUUCAAUCAGGGAGGACAAGAACCAAACGCAGCUGGGUGUGGAAUCAAUUCUUUGUGCUGGAAGAAUACAUGGGCACAGACCCACUCUAUGUAGGAAAGCUUCACUCUGAUGUUGAUAAAGGAGAUGGUUCCAUCAAAUACAUCUUGUCAGGCGAAGGGGCAAGUUCCAUUUUCAUUAUUGAUGAGAACACAGGGGAUAUUCAUGCUACAAAGAGGCUGGAUCGAGAAGAGCAGGCCUACUACACACUCCGAGCACAAGCACUAGAUAGGCUGACUAAUAAACCGGUGGAACCAGAAUCUGAGUUCGUCAUUAAGAUUCAGGACAUCAAUGACAAUGAGCCAAAAUUUCUGGAUGGUCCUUACACUGCUGGAGUUCCUGAGAUGUCUCCUGUGGGUACCUCUGUGGUUCAAGUAACAGCCACUGAUGCAGAUGAUCCUACUUACGGCAACAGUGCCCGAGUGGUUUACAGCAUAUUGCAAGGACAACCUUACUUUUCUGUGGAGCCAAAGACAGGUGUUAUCAAGACUGCCCUUCCAAAUAUGGAUAGAGAAGCGAAGGACCAGUAUCUACUAGUUAUUCAAGCAAAGGACAUGGUUGGGCAAAAUGGUGGAUUAUCAGGAACAACAUCUGUAACUGUCACACUGACUGAUGUAAAUGACAACCCACCCCGCUUUUCACGACGAUCAUAUCAAUAUAAUGUCCCAGAGUCUUUACCUGUGUCUUCUGUGGUGGCCAGAAUAAAAGCUGCAGAUGCAGAUGUGGGACCCAAUGCUGAAAUGGAGUAUAAGAUUGUAGAUGGUGAUGGUUUGGGAGUAUUCAAAAUUUCUGUGGACAAAGACACUCAGGAAGGAAUCAUCACCAUUCAGAAGGAGCUGGAUUUUGAAGCUAAAACAAGCUAUACCCUGAGGAUAGAAGCAGCCAAUAUGCAUGUUGACCCUCGCUUCCUGAGUCUUGGACCCUUCAAUGACAUGACAACAGUGAAGAUAAUUGUAGAAGAUGUUGAUGAGCCGCCUGUGUUUACUUCACAUUUGUACUCCAUGGUGGUGUCUGAAGCAGCAAAGGUUGGCACUAUCAUUGGAACUGUAGCAGCCCAUGAUCCAGAUGCCUCAAAUAGUCCUGUCAGGUACUCAAUAGAUCGAAACACAGACCUUGAGAGGUAUUUCAAUAUUGAUGCCAACAGUGGAGUCAUUACAACUGCCAAGUCUUUGGACAGGGAAACAAAUGCGGUUCAUAAUAUCACAGUCUUGGCUAUGGAGAGUCAGAAUCCAGCACAGAUUGGGAGAGGAUAUGUAGCCAUCACUAUCCUUGACAUCAAUGACAAUGCCCCUGAGUUUGCCAUGGAGUAUGAGACAACUGUCUGUGAAAAUGCUCAACCUGGCCAGGUCAUACAGAAAAUCAGUGCAAUUGAUAAAGAUGACCCACCGAACGGCCAUCAGUUCUACUUCAGUUUAACAGCAGAGGCAGCAAAUAACCACAAUUUUACACUUCAGGACAACAAAGAUAACACUGCAACAGUAUUAACCAGAAGAAAUGGUUUCCGAAGACAGGAACAAUCUGUUUUUUAUUUGCCAAUAUUCAUUGUGGACAGUGGGUCACCUUCACUGAGUAGCACUAAUACACUCACCAUCAGAGUCUGUGACUGUGAUGCAGAUGGUAUUGCUCAGACAUGCAAUGCAGAGGCAUACAUAUUGCCUGCAGGACUUAGCACUGGAGCUCUGAUAGCAAUAUUGGCUUGUGUCUUAACGCUGCUGGUUCUUGUCUUGCUGAUUGUCACCAUGAGGCGACGGAAAAAAGAACCCCUCAUUUUUGAUGAAGAGAGAGAUAUCAGAGAGAACAUUGUCAGGUAUGAUGAUGAGGGUGGUGGAGAAGAAGACACUGAGGCUUUUGACAUGGCUGCCUUGAGAAACCUCAACAUCAUCCGGGACACCAAGACCAGGAGGGAUGUGACACCUGAGAUUCAGUUCUUGAGCAGACCAACUUUUAAAAGCAUCCCAGAUAAUGUAAUUUUUAGGGAAUUUAUCUGGGAGAGACUAAAAGAAGCUGAUGUGGACCCCUGCGCACCACCCUAUGACUCCCUGCAGACAUAUGCCUUUGAGGGGAAUGGCUCAGUUGCAGAGUCACUCAGCUCCUUAGAUUCGAUCAGCUCAAACUCUGACCAGAACUACGAUUACCUCAGUGACUGGGGCCCUCGCUUUAAAAGGCUUGCAGAUAUGUAUGGGACUGGACCAGACUGCUUAUACUCAUAGCCUUGGAACCUUUCUCUGAAAAUGCACUGAAGAAUACUAAAAUAAAAAACUUAACCUUACAGACAGAAGAAAGUUGUAAAUAGUUCUCCAUUUUUAAUCUUUUUUUUUUUUUUUUCUUUUUGCCUUGUUGGAACAUGUCUUCAUUAAACUUGUCCUAGGGAUUGCACUGACCCCAUAGCAUAGGAUCAUCUGAGGCAUUUUUAAUAAAAUGAAAUGCUCAGACACGUUCAAAUAGAUAGCAACCAUAAGAUACCUUCAGAGGCAACUCACUUUCGAGAGUAUGUUAUGCACUGUGACCUCAAUGAGUCAAUUACACUCUGUAGAUGCCUUUACAGUAUUGCUAUAUCUAGAACACAGUCUUUGAUAUAAGUGUAAGAAGAAGCAAAUUAACAAAUAUAAUUCAGUACAGUAUUUGCAAUAUAUAGUAUUUGCAAAUGUAGGCCUUUUAGCAAAUUUUCUUUACAAUGCUGCAUGCAGCUUGCUAAGCCAAAACCAGAAGUACAGAAAAUAAAACAAACAAAAACCCAGA
Cygnus atratus (black swan) is the source of this 3650-nucleotide messenger RNA. Its product is annotated as cadherin-7. Gene Ontology annotation, molecular function: calcium ion binding; cadherin binding. Lineage: Eukaryota; Metazoa; Chordata; Aves; Anseriformes; Anatidae. Bases 764 to 3121 code for a protein of 785 amino acids. Gene Ontology annotation, biological process: calcium-dependent cell-cell adhesion; multicellular organism development; adherens junction organization. The record is from RefSeq and is a predicted model, not a curated record. Gene Ontology annotation, cellular component: catenin complex; plasma membrane; adherens junction. The transcript is spliced from 12 exons.